Molecule: messenger RNA, 3993 nt
Organism: Macrosteles quadrilineatus (aster leafhopper)
Lineage: Eukaryota; Metazoa; Arthropoda; Insecta; Hemiptera; Cicadellidae
Exons: 1
Coding region: 1-3993 (1330 amino acids)
Biological process (GO): DNA integration
Molecular function (GO): zinc ion binding; nucleic acid binding
Source: RefSeq, a predicted model, not a curated record
AUGGAUCCUAGGCAAGUUGACGAACGUCUAGAACUUCUGGACUCAACAUGGACUAGAUUUCUUGAAGUACAAGAGAAAAUAGAACUAAUAAUAAACGACACAGAACUGGAUGAAGAAGUAAAUUACAAGAUGGACAUUGAAGAAGUAUUCAUUAAGUUGAAGAUUAUGUUGAAGCAGUUGAAACCUAUUUCAAUUUCGAAUACAACUCAAGAAAUCAAUGAAGCAAGCAACUCUACUGGCAAUACAGCUUCAACAUCCCAUAUUUCAUUUGUACCUUUCAGUGAAGAUGAAUCUUUUGACAAUUUUACAAAAAGACUUGAAGUAUUUAUGCACCUGAAACACAUAUCAGAUGAAACUACAAAGACAUUCACCCUACUUAAUGCCCUACCUCCUACGUUACAUCAAAAGCUCUACAACAUUUGUGCACCUGAAAUGCCACUUCAGAAAGAUUAUGAUGACCUUAUAGCUUUAUUGAAGCAAUACUUGGAUCCUCAACCAAGCGUUUGGGCACGGCAACAUAAUUUCAUAGUACGAGAGCAAAUGAUAGGUGAAUCCGUUACAGAUUUUACAGUUGAACUAAAGAAACUUGUUACUCCUUGUGAAUUCAAAUGUACUUGUGGAAAAUCUACAGCUGAAACUAUGCUACGUUUACAGUUCAUCAGGGGAUUGCAAGAUGCUGAGAUAAGAACAAAACUACUACAAGUAGAAUCAGACAAGACCUUCCAGGAAGUCAUAAAUACUGCUAAGAUAAUGGAACUAUCUAAAACUGAAAAUACAAUGAUUACAUCUUCACAACAUAAAGCCGAAAUUAAUCAAGUGAUCUCAAAGCCUACUAAUAAACGAUUCAAUACAAACAGUGAAAUGAGAAUUAAAUCUACAGGACACAACAACAGUUCAUUCACAUUCCAAUCACUUAAGGGAAAGUGUUACAGAUGCGGUGACGAAAAGCAUAAAGCUAACAAAUGUAAAUUUACUGAACACUGGUGUAGAAAAUGUGGGAAGAUGGGUCACAUCGCUCGAGUGUGUCUGAGCGAGAAUUCCAUGGCAAAAUUUAAGAACUUGAGAAACACAUGUCAAGCUGAUGUCUUAGUUGAAGAAGAUGAAUCUUAUGAAAUGAACUUAAUAUCUUCAAAAAACUCAGAUAAGUUUAAUUUGAAGGUGAACAUUGAGGGAAAUGAAAUUACAAUGGAACUAGAUACUGGGGCCGCAUUGAGCACUAUAUCUUACAAGGAUUACAGGAAUCUAGGAUUGAAAAAAUCCAUUCACAAAACAAAAGUGGAACUUCGUACUUAUACUGGGGAGGUUUUCGAGCCUGUUGGAUAUGUAUUUGUGAAAUGCACAUACAAAGAUCACGAUUUCAUUGGUAAACUAUACGUGAUCAACCGGAAUGUCGAUCCUAUCUUUGGACGUGAUUGGAUAAGGGAAGUUAAACUAGAUUGGGCUGACCUUAGGAGUAUUACAAGUUCUCACAUGCAUGCAGAUAUCGAUAGACUGAUUGAGAAUUACAAAGAUGUAUUUGAUCAAAAUAUUGGUGUUAUUCCCGAGGUAGAAGGUCAUAUACAACUACUUGAAGAUGCCAAACCGGUUUACAUGAAACCUCGUUUAGUGCCAUAUGCUUUAAGACCUAAAGUUGAAGAAGAACUGGACAGAUUGGAAAAAAUAGGAAUCAUCUCGAAGGUCGAACAAAGUGAUUGGGGAACUCCAAUCGUUCCAGUCGUGAAACCCAGUGGCAAGAUCAGAAUCUGUGCAGAUUUCAAAGUGACCUUAAAUAAACAAAUUAAGGACAUCAAAUACCCUAUUCCACGUAUUGAGGACAUUUUUGCAAAAAUGAGUGGUGGUAAGUACUUUUGUACACUAAACAUUAGUAACGCUUAUUUACACAUGUCAAUGGACCAAGAAAGUGCGCUACUUCAAACAAUCAGUACACAUAAAGGACAAUAUAAGGUAAAUCGACUCAUGUUCGGAAUCAAGACUGCUCCGGCUCUAUGGCAAGGGUUUAUGGACAAAAUACUUUCUGGAAUUGAUGGCGUUCAGUGUUUUUUUGACGAUAUUAUUAUUCAAGGUUCGACUGAGUCUGAGGCCCUAACAAGGCUAGAAAGUGUUUUGAAAGUCAUUAGGAGACACAACCUCAAACUAAAUAAAGACAAAUGUAAGUUUUUUCAAACACAAAUUGAUUACCUUGGACAUACUAUAGAUCAAAAUGGUCUACACAAGAACAAGGACAAAGUGGAUGCAAUCUUAAAAUCACCAAAACCGUCAAAUGUGACAGAGCUACGAACAUUCCUGGGCUUGACUAAUUACUACCAGAAAUUUAUCCCCAAUUUGAACACAAUCUUGAAUCCACUACACAAUCUAUUAAAGGCGCACACUAAGUUCGUUUGGACCAGAGAAUGUGAUAAAUGCGUGGAAAAAGUUAAGGCUGAGAUAGCUAGUGACCGGGUCCUUGCUCAUUUUGAUGAAAAUGAAACCUUAGUGCUAGCCACGGACGCUUCUCCAGUCGGAUUAGGAAUUGUUCUUUCUCACCGCUACAAAGAUGGUACUGAGCGGCCAAUUUCAUUCGCUUCUCGAUCUCUCACUGCAAGUGAGAAAAAGUACAGUCAGAUAGACAAAGAGGCACUGGCGAUUUACUGGGGAUUGAAGAAGUUCUACCAGUAUUGUUAUGGCAGAAAGUUUGUCCUUGUAACAGAUCAUAAGCCACUUGUUUCAAUCUUUGACCCAUACAGAACCUUACCUACUAUGACUGCCACACGUAUUUUCAAUUACGCUCACUUCCUCUCUGGCUUUGAUUAUACUAUUGAAUAUAGGAACACCAAAUCACAUGGUAAUGCAGACUACAUGUCUCGCUUUCCUAAUGAGCAUCCACCGACAAAUCAAAUUGAUCAACACGAAGCAUUUUACAUUAAUCAAAUUGAAUCAAUGCCUGUAACACAUGAAAAUAUUGCAAAUGAAACAUCAAACGACAAUGACCUAAAACCUCUUUUGAAAGCACUUCAAGAUGGCACGGAUUUAGAACGUAUUGGCUUGAAGAAUAAUGAGUAUUCACUUCAUGAUGGCUGCAUUGUUCGUGGUUCCAGAGUAGUAAUUCCUGAAAAACUGCAAGGAAAAGUACUCAAUGAACUUCAUUUAGGACACUUAGGAGUUGUGAAAAUGAAAAAUCUUGCAAGAAGUUUUUGUUACUGGAAACACAUUGACCGUAACAUAGAAGAUCUAGCAAAGUCUUGUCGUCCAUGCUGUUUGAAGCAGAAUCUUCCUGAAAAAGUAGAUGUCCAUCCUUGGCUGGUUCCAUCAGGACCUUGGCAACGAAUACACAUCGACUUUGCAGGUCCAAUUUAUGGGCAAUACCUUUUUGUUAUCGUUGACGCCUAUUCAAAGUGGGUUGAAGUCAUACCAACCAAAACUACAACAUCUAAUUGGUGCAUUCAACAGCUCAGGAAACUCUUCUCUACCUUUGGUUACCCGUUCACGUUAGUCUCUGACAAUGGCCCUAACUUCACAUCAUCUAUUUUCAACCAAUUUCUACAAGCUUGUGGCGUCACACAUAAAUUCUCUGCCCCCUAUCACCCUGCAACCAACGGACAAGCAGAGAGAUUUGUUCAGACUGUAAAGAAACAGUUAAUAGCAAUGGAGAAUGAUGGAGGAGAUUUGCACUUCAAAAUAAAUCACAUCCUAAUGUCACUAAGGAAUGCCACAAAUGCGACAGGGUCCUCGGCAUAUGAACUUAUGUUUGGGAGACGAAUAAGGACAAGGCUGGAUCUUAUGAAGAGACCCCAAGAUCACACAGAAAUGCCCGACGGAUGUACUAAAAUCAAAAGAGAGUUUCGGGUGGGGGACAGGGUUCAGGUGCGCAAUUUCGGAAAAGACGGAAAGUGGAAAUUUGGAAACGUAAGAAGGAGAGAAGGAUUGGUGCAUUAUCAAAUGGAGAUGGACAAUGGGCAGGUUUGGAGAAGGCACAUUAACCACAUUCGGCCGUGUAAAUUUGAGGGGGAGGAUUAA